ACUAUUUAAGUUUGUUUUAGAAUUGUGGUAACACACUGAUUGUUUGGAGACGUUUUAACCUUCUCCUGGGUGUAACACAAGUUGGUUGCAAUGGCUCUCCCUAUUACUCGACAGCGAGCUCAAAAACUGACUGCCAUGGCAAAACCUGUUGUAGGCCCAAUCAGGUCCUUGAGGUCAAGGCAGGUGUUUGGCGUUCUUGCCACUAAUGCAGUGUCAAGGCCAGCCUUUAAAGAUGUGAAACCAGCAUCUGUGAAGGCAGAAUGUAAGCCCACCCAAUUUCGCAACCAUCCUGUCCCAAAGCCUGAAGCAAAGGUUGUGUCUGUCCCAGCAUGCCCUGUGCCCAUGGAGAUUGAUUGUGCUCCAUCAGAUGACCUGUGCCAGGCCUUUUCAGAUACUCUGAUUGAGGACAUCGAUGACGUGGAUGCAGAUGACCAUAGCAAUCCCACACUUUGCAGUGAAUAUGUCAAGGAUAUUUACAAAUAUCUACAGCAGCUUGAGUCUGACCAGGCAGUCAGGCCAAGAUAUCUUGAUGGCCAGGAAGUAACGGGAAGCAUGCGCGCCAUCCUUAUUAACUGGCUUGUUCAGGUCCAUAUCAAAUUUCAAAUGCUGCAGGAGACCAUGUAUAUGACCGUGACAAUUAUCGACCGCUUUCUUCAGGACAACCCAGUACCAAAAAAGCGUCUCCAACUUGUUGGUGUGACUGCCAUGUUUAUCGCCUCUAAGUAUGAGGAGAUGUAUCCCCCUGAGAUCACAGAUUUGGUGUUUGUGACUGACUCGGCUUACAGUGCCGCUCAAAUCAGACAUAUGGAGAUGGAGAUCCUGAGGGCCCUCGAUUUCAGCAUUGGACGCCCACAGCCCCUUCAGUUUCUCAGAAGAGCUUCAAAGAUUGGGAAUGUCACUGCUGAGCACCACGCCCUUGCUAAGUACCUAAUGGAGCUCACCAUGCUGGACUACGAUAUGGUCCACUUUCCACCUUCUCAGGUGGCGAGUGCAGCCUUCGCCCUUACACUCAAACUAUACAGCUGUGGAGAAUGGACUCCCACACUGCAACACUAUAUGGGCUAUGCAGAGGGCCGCCUUGUUCCAGUCAUGAGGCACAUUGCCAAGAAUGUUGUCGCUGUGAAUAAAGGGCUCACAAAGCAUUUGGCAGUGAAGACAAAGUAUUCAAGCCAUAAGUUGAUGAGGGCUGCCCUCAUUUCACAGCUGAAUUGUUCUCUUAUUAAGGACCUUGCACAAGAAAUCUAGAGUUGACUUGUGGCUGUCCAAAAAGCACCCUUUUUAGUUGUUCCGCAUGCCUUCACCAGAGACCUUUGAAGGCCCUGAAGCUUUUGGUGGUGAACAUCCAGGCACUAGCCAGAAGCAGUUUUAAAUUGCUCUUCAUUCUGUUAAGGACUCUUCAAAUGCCAACUUUUAAUGAUGCAUCAUGAUGUUUUAACUUGUGCUCUACACCAAAUGCAUUUGCACUUACAUUUUGAAUUGUGUACAUACUAUGCAGUGUCAUUUUUAAUAAAGCUUUUAUACUAAAA
Messenger RNA from Clupea harengus (Atlantic herring), 1526 nucleotides. RefSeq names its product G2/mitotic-specific cyclin-B1-like. NCBI's taxonomy places the organism in Eukaryota, Metazoa, Chordata, Actinopteri, Clupeiformes, Clupeidae. The record is from RefSeq and is a predicted model, not a curated record.